CUCUACCGAACCCACUGAUGGUUAAUGGCGCUGUCGAAGUGAAGUUUGGUUUUUGUGCUUGCCGUGCUUUUGUUUCGAUUAUUAUAGUGAAUUUCGUCCGUAAAUUGAUAAAACUGUUGACAAUAUAUACGCCAUGGAGAAUCCGGAGGAAGUCCUGCAGCUUCUGGAACGGUUCACUAAGCUGAAGCAGAAGGAGAUCCCCCGUGAACUGGAUGAUUACCUCGGCUUUGUUGCUCGUACCGGAGACACCGUCUAUCGCUGGGCCGUGGUGAAGCAACUCAUCCGGACCAAACUGAUGCAUGUGAUAACGGAUUUCUACGAUAACACGCCGAGCAUUGCCGAUUUACCGCAAUGUCCCAAUGUUGACCCAUUUAACUAUGAACAGAUGAGAAGGAUGCUUAUUGAUCGAUUGGAUUCAUUUAACUCGGCACCAUUUACGGUACAACGAAUCUGCGAGCUAAUUACGGAACCGCGAAAACAGUACACAAGAAUUGACAAGUUUAUGAGAGCCGUUGAGAAAAAUAUUUUGGUGGUCAGCACACAGGAGCCCGGUAGAAGACGCUACGAUAGUGAGAAUGGUGAUUCUUUGGAUUCUAUCGUCAAUGGCGAUUUGGAGGUAAACGUCGACAUUGAGAUGGACAACGAAGCCUUCGGUAUUGACUCCAGUGAAAUGGGCUCAAAUUCUACAACAUCUUCGUCUUCAUCUUUGUCGUCAGCAGCAGCAUCGUCGUCGUCAACAUCCUCAUCAUCAACGACUACAACUUCAAAGACUUCUGAGGCGGAAAUACCACCGGAAGAAAGUAUGGUGGUUUCAACUGCACCAUCGGAUGUUCAGGAAACGGAAAAAAGCCCGGACGAAUCUGUCGAAAUCGCAGCAAUUGGUUCGAGUACCAAUGGAGAAUCAAUCGUUGAUAGUGAUCCGAAAAUAGCUGAACCUACUCUUGUUUCCACGACUGACGAGAACGAUGUAUCGAAUGACAAAGCCACUCCUAACUUAGAGGAAGCCGCUCCCCUCAAAGACGAUACUGAAGAGAAGGAAGAAAAUGUUUCUCAGUCUGAUGAUAAAAUUGAACCCGUUAUUCCUGAAAUCGUUGCAGAACCGGACACUGUGAAUUCUGCAGCAUUGAUCGAAAACCAGGAAACGGAUUUGAGCGAAUCGACGGAGAACGGGUCAGCUAACGACCUCCAGCCAGCACUAGAAUCUUCUGUUACAAAUGAUGUUCAAAAAGAGGAAUCAACAGAUGUACGCACAAGUGUCACUGCCGCCGCUAUUAUAAGAAACAACUCGGUGGAGGAAUCGGUUGAUGAUGGACAACCGCAGGCGAAAAUGGCUAAACUUUCAAAUGAGAAACUAGAGGAUAAAACAGUAGAACUUGCAGAGAUUUCAUCGUCCGUUACUUCAGAAGUCAUGGUAGAACAGGCAAAGUAUAAGGUCUCCGAAUCAACAACAAAUCCGGAAGAAAGCAGCACCAGUGUUGAUUCAGAGUCAUCAUCUACCAUCUCGAAUAGUUCCAACCAACAUCUGACUGUCACCGCGGAAUGUUCACCAGUAGCAGCAGCCGCUGAAGAGCCUCAAUCGGCUAAAGAUGAAGUCGGACCAACUGUAAGUGAAAUUACGAGCGUUGUUGAACCUCAGACUGAACUGAUCUCUGAAAUCCGUGCCCACGAAGAACUACCGACCGAAUCAUGUGUUCUGUCUUCGGAUACUGUCACGUUGAAACCGUUGACCGUGGAACUGGAACCGGCCGUUACUGUCGCUGCGGAUGAAAUGGAAACCGUCAGCUCUACGGUAGUCCCAGAGAAUGAGAUGGCCACCGACGAGGAGGAAGCAACUUCCAAACCGGUCGAUGCGGUAGUUCCCAUGGCGGCGGAUAUCCUCGAAACUGCUAAACCCGACGACAACGCCAUGGAUGUGGACGAGUCCAGUGUGGAACCAAUGGACCAAUAGACGGUUAGCUUUAGACAGAGAAUUUGCACUCCCAUUAGGUGUUAGUAAUGCUAUAACAUUGUUUUGUUUUAAUUUGCCUACUGCAGCUAAUCGAAGAGCCGAAAACGUAAAACAACCUGCUGUAAUUAUUUUACUAAAAGUACGUGUUUAAGUAUAAUAAAUGCCAGUCCCCGGUGGUACAACUUA
This is a messenger RNA of Topomyia yanbarensis, 2134 nucleotides long. It is a transcript of the gene PPP4R2r, whose product is annotated as serine/threonine-protein phosphatase 4 regulatory subunit 2. The coding region runs from base 134 to 1948 and encodes 604 amino acids. Gene Ontology annotation, biological process: protein dephosphorylation. The record is from RefSeq and is a predicted model, not a curated record. The transcript is spliced from 3 exons. Gene Ontology annotation, cellular component: cytoplasm; protein phosphatase 4 complex; nucleus. NCBI's taxonomy places the organism in Eukaryota, Metazoa, Arthropoda, Insecta, Diptera, Culicidae. Gene Ontology annotation, molecular function: protein phosphatase regulator activity.